Messenger RNA from Anopheles coustani, 1629 nucleotides. RefSeq names its product cathepsin L-like. Gene Ontology annotation, biological process: immune response. The transcript is spliced from 5 exons. The coding region runs from base 245 to 1279 and encodes 344 amino acids. Gene Ontology annotation, molecular function: cysteine-type endopeptidase activity. The record is from RefSeq and is a predicted model, not a curated record. Gene Ontology annotation, cellular component: lysosome. Lineage: Eukaryota; Metazoa; Arthropoda; Insecta; Diptera; Culicidae.
UUCCGAUUCCAAACGCGGACGCGUUAAACAGUUGCUCAGAAAUCUUCGUGAAGCGUAACUUCCUUAUUGUCUCUUGUGAGUAGUACUAGUGCUUGUAAUUACUGACAAAAAAACGUGGAAGUUUUUCGCGAAAAACUAAUCAAUUACCAAGUGAAGUUCUGGUGUACUAAGUGGCUUUUACCCUUCCUGAUAUAACUUUAGAUCUCCAUCGUAGUGGGCGUCAUUGUGAAAGUCUCAAAACAAAAUGAAGUUUCUCAUACUCAUCGUCGCAUUCGUUGCGGCGGCAAAUGCGAUCUCCAUCUUUGAUCUGGUGAAGGAAGAAUGGACUGCUUUCAAGCUGCAACACCGCAAGAAGUAUGAAAGCGAGACGGAAGAACGCAUCCGCAUGAAGAUCUAUGUGCAAAACAAGCACAAAAUUGCCAAGCAUAAUCAGCGGUUCGAUCUCGGGCAGGAAAAGUUCCGACUACGCGUGAACAAGUACGCCGAUCUGCUGCACGAGGAGUUUGUGCACACGCUCAACGGGUUCAACCGUUCGGCCAUCUCUGGAAAGGGUCGUCUGCUGCGCGGUGACCUACAGCGCAUCGAGGAACCGAUCACGUGGAUCGAACCGGCCAAUGUCGAGGUACCGAAGACGAUCGACUGGCGUCAGAAGGGCGCAGUUACCACAGUGAAGGAUCAAGGACACUGUGGAUCUUGCUGGUCGUUCUCGGCUACCGGUGCGCUGGAGGGACAGCAUUUCCGCAAGACGGGUAAACUGGUGUCGCUGUCGGAGCAGAACCUGAUCGACUGCUCGCAGAAGUACGGUAACAAUGGGUGCAACGGUGGCAUGAUGGACUUUGCCUUCCAGUACAUCAAGGACAACAAGGGUAUCGACACGGAGAAGGCGUACCCGUACGAGGCGAUCGACGACGAAUGUCACUACAACCCGAAGAGCGUCGGUGCUGUCGACAAGGGCUUCGUCGACAUUCCGCAGGGUGAUGAGAAUGCGCUCAAGAAGGCCGUCGGUACGGUCGGUCCAGUGUCGGUCGCCAUCGACGCUUCGCACGAAUCGUUCCAGUUUUACUCGGAGGGCGUAUACUACGAGGCGCAGUGCGAUUCUGAGCAGCUCGACCAUGGCGUGUUGGCGGUCGGAUACGGUACGACUGAGGAAGGCGAGGACUACUGGCUGGUGAAGAACUCUUGGGGUACAACCUGGGGCGAUCAGGGAUAUGUGAAGAUGGCCCGUAACCGCGACAACCACUGUGGUAUCGCCACCUCAGCCAGCUACCCGCUGGUGUAACGAACUGGUUUCGAAGAAUUCGUUUCUACUGUGUGAUAUAAUACAGCUGGGUAAUAUCUAUCCGUGGAAGAUGUGAUCCGAUACCGAUCAAAGAGAAACGAUGAUAGCUAUGCCAUAGAAAAGAAAGGAUCGGACAACAUUUUAAUUUUCAUUCCUUCCCCUCCAACACAUCUCCAAGGAGGCCACAUAUAGUUGGUAGCCGGAAUCAAAUUUUACAUCUUUUACGAGGGAGGAAAAGUUCAUCAAUGUUUCAACACGAAUGUUGUGUGGGGUGAAAACAUUCAUCUUUUAAUGUAAUUUUUAAAUGUAAGUUGGGGAGAAGAAUUAAAAAAAUAAAUAAGAGUACAAUA